AUGUCAACACACGAAAUUACACAAAUACUUGAACGUCUGGCAUACUUAGAAGAUUCUAAUGCUUCACUAAGAACUAAAGUUGCUUUAUUGGAAGAUAGGCUCGAAUCCUUGACCAACAAUUGCGAGGCGGAACUAGCUCUGUCAACUAGAGACAACGCUCGGACUGCGAUGAUGUUAUUGCCUGCAACUGGGGACCGUGACAUCAAACGCCCUUCACCCCAUGGGAAGCCAGAAGGUUGGAAUCAGUCGACGAAAUGCUUCAAGGGGGUGUUGGCCGCACACUUUACUGGAGGCGACCUCGACAAAGCUGAAUUGGUGUACAAGGCAGUGGGCAAGCUCGCUCGAGAGCUAGUCCACUACUCAUUUUCCAAGUAUAGUGGCAGAAAUAUUGCUAUACCGUCAUGGGGUAGUCUGGCAGAUGACCAAAAGGCAAUAAUGAGCAGCAGCCUCGAAGAGAAAGCAGCCCUGAAAAACAUUGCUCUUCACAGAUUCGAAAAUUCUUGGGGAGCAUUGCUCAUACUCUCUCACAAAUUCAAAGUCCUGGUAUUCCACGGAUCCGAUUUGCCAAGAGAUGUAGCACCAACAGAGUUAUUCUUGAUUUUUAUUGGUCCAUUGAGAAUGUGCAGUCUUGCACAUAAUCGCUCGAAAUGUGCACUACGGAAUUACAAAUUGUGCCAUUUCCUACAGUGA
Messenger RNA from Phycomyces blakesleeanus NRRL 1555(-), 690 nucleotides. RefSeq lists its product as hypothetical. NCBI's taxonomy places the organism in Eukaryota, Fungi, Mucoromycota, Mucoromycetes, Mucorales, Phycomycetaceae. The transcript has 3 exons. The record is from RefSeq and is a predicted model, not a curated record. The coding region runs from base 1 to 690 and encodes 229 amino acids.